CCGACAGUGUCUGUGUCCUCACAAAGCUGACAUGAACUGUAUCACUGGCUACUUCAGUUUGGCGCAUCGGUUUUGCGUUUGUUCUCAUGAAUUUGGACUCGAGAUCACGAAGACAACAGAGGCUUUUUAGCCUCCGGCAAAAAAACAACAAAAAAAUACAAUAGAUUUUCGCAAACCUGGGGCUUGAACAGAACAAUACCGACAUAAAGAGAGAUGACAGAGGGCCGGCUUUGUCAGGUGCUUCUUCUAGAUGACAGGCAGCUGGAACUGCUGGUCCAGCCAAAACUGUUGUCCAGAGAUCUCCUGGAUCUGGUUUCGUCGCAUUUCAACCUGAAAGAGAAAGAGUACUUUGGAAUCUCCUUUACGGAUGAGAGGGGUCAGAUAAACUGGCUACAACUGGACCGCAGAGUACUGGACCAUGAUUUUUCCAAAAAGACUGGACCACUCGAACUUAAAUUCCAAGUCAGGUUUUACAUCGAGAGUGUUGCAUAUCUGAAUGAUGCUACCACUGUCGAACUGUUUUUCCGGAAUGCUAAGAUAUCUGUCUUCAAUGGAAACCUUGAAGUGGAGAGUGAGACCGUUUUUAAGUUGGCUGCAUACACUGUGCAGGAGACAAAUGGAGACUACACAAGUGAUGAUAGUACAAGAUCAGCCUUAAAGAAGCUUCCAGCUUUCCCCACCACGGUUUUGAAAGAGCACCCAUCAUUAGCAUUCUGUGAAGAUAAAGUAAUCAAACAUUACAGAAAGCUGAAGGGACUCAGUCGUGGACAGGCAAUUGUACGGUAUCUUACCUUAGUUGAAUCCUUACCUGCAUAUGGAGUUCAUUAUUACAAAGUAAAGGAUAAACAGGACAUACCGUGGUGGUUGGGGAUCAGCUACAAAGGCAUCGGCCAGUACGACCUCCAAGACAAGCUCAAGCCACGAAAGCUCUUUCAGUGGAAGCAGCUUGAGAACUUGUAUUUCCGUGAGAAGAAGUUUGCUGUAGAGAUCAAAGACCCUCAAAGAAGGACAGCAUCUAGACGCACAUUUGGUCAGUCCGGUCAGGUUAUCCACACAUGGUAUGCCAGCCACUCUUUGGUUAAAACCAUCUGGGUGAUGGCAAUCAGCCAACACCAGUUCUACCUUGACCGCAAGCAGAGUAAAACCAAAAUAACCACAGCAAGAAGUUUAGGAGACAUUGCCAUGGAUCUCACAGAAACUGGAGCCCCAAGGAAGUUGGUCAGCAUGGAAAGUAAAGACAAGCUCAUCAUGGCAAGCAAUGGAAGUUUGGUCUCUUCAAAUUCUGCAGACAAUGAGGUGAAUGAGGAGCAGAAGAAAGAGAAGAUGGCAGAACUGAAAAACAAACAGAGGAACCUGGUGGAACUUCUUGCACAAAAGGAGAAUGAGCUGAAGAAAAUCUGUAUCCGAGAAGCUGAGUUGACUGGGAUGUUACCUAAAGAGUACCCUCUUGCAUCAGGAGAGAAGCCUCCUACUGUUAGAAGACGUGUGGGAGCUGCUUUCAAAUUGGAUGAUCUUUUCCCUUAUGAUGCGGACCCUCAGAUAAGAAAACUGGAGAGCCGCUUUGCUCUCCAAAAGAAGAUUGUGGAGGCAGCACAAAAACUUGCCUAUGAAAAUGAGCUCUGUAAAACCGUGAAAAAGAAGCGGAGGAGAAUCCUUGUGGAUGCUUCCAAAAAGCUCCAGGAGAUCGAAAAUGAGAUUAAUGAUUACAGAGUAAAGAUUGGCAAGGAGCCCACACAAAGAGCUUCCGUCAUCAUUCCUGAUGAUAUUAACCUUGACAACCUUUCCGACAGUCUUAAUUUGGAGGAUGAUGAACCAUCCCAGAGACAACGUUCACGUUCAGUGCAGUAUUCUCCACACCCCAACUCGUCAAACUCCUUCCCUGCACCGUGCUAUUCAGACCAUGUAGAUCCCACCAAUGAUAUAUACCAGGACUGCAGCAGAUUAAAUUAUGGCGAAGUCCAAGAACCUCUGGCCUAUACACACGGAGACACCUUAUCGACACACAGCAGCCCCUAUCGUCCACCCUCACGACAACCCCGGGACUCGCAGAGCAUGCCCCCCACCCCGCAACUUCCCCGCAAUGCCUACAGCAGCAUCCAGCUCAGCACUCAUUAUCGGCAGCGCAGUGGCAGUCUGGAAUCUCAAUCGCAGUUCCUUACAGAGAGCGAGCCGUCCGAGCCUGUCUUCACCAUCUCUCCUCCUCGCCGUAGCAACAGCACCGAGAUCCUAGAUGAUGGCUCCUCCUACACCAGCCAGUCCAGCGUAGAGUACUCUGCACCCAGCUACCAUUCCCGCGCCCAAAAUCGCCAUAGACGAAGGCGAGGUAACAUUUACGCCAACACUGGAAGCAUGCCUAAUCUAGCCCAAAAUGACUCAAAGUGUUAUACCACCCAACCUCAGCAGCAACCAACCACCACAGCCUAUUACGUGACCGGAUACCCGCGGUACAUAGAACCCGAGGUGUACCCAAAUGGACCGUACAUGUACGAGACUGAGAUGGAGGGGCACUAUAAUGUUAACCCCUCCUACCACAGACAUGACCCUCACGGGAACUAUGGCCAGGAUGAGAUGGAUGGGAUGUCUCAGAACCUUUAUGCCACUUUAAGGCCACCAAGGAACCGUCCUCCAUCUAGAAACGAGAACUUUGUCAAAAGCAUGCAAAGAGCGGAAGUUGUGGAACACUUGCGAGGUUGGUACCAUCGACAACACAAACAACAAGGCUAUGACACCUACAGAGGUCCCCAGCAGAACCUCGGCUAUAGGACCAUGUCUUCAAGUUAUGUACGCAGCGACAGUACAGCUUCCUACUCGUCGGUAGGUUCAGGGAUCUGGCAUGGUCGACCAGUCAUGGGAAUGUCAGAGUAUGAUAUUCCUCUUGCACACCAUCAGUCCUAUGGCUACAGCACUGUCCAUCACGGUCACCCCUUACACAGCAGCCCUGACCCCCAACUCCUGGCUCCACCUCCUGACCCUCUGGACAGAUACCCACCCGAGUAUGGGUGGAUGACUCCGGGCAGGAGAAGCCCAUUGCCAGUGCCUUUAGAAGUGCCUGGUGCUGUUGCCAGUGAUUAUGACCAGGAAUACUUUUACACUCAUUGCUAGUGAAACAGACAACACAUAAAAACUUGAUCGUACAUGGACGUGAACCAACUUGAUUCUCACAUGAGCAGUCCAAUGGACAGCAGUUUUGACUCUGAAGACCAGCAGACACUUUGUUGGCAUGAGGACUCGAAACCAGGAACAAUAGUUUAGAGAGCAAGAAAAACUGUUUCCUUCUCUCGUUUUUUUUUCACUUAUGAUGUGCCUUGUUUUCAUUGUCAUCACAUUUUUCUAAUUAAUGGUAAGGAGUUUAAAAGUCUGAAACACAACAAUCUCUACAGAAAUGUUCUUAGACAGGAGCCUUAAAAAAAGAUGUGCAUGAAGUUGAUCCUGCUGGGUGACUUCAGAAAGGACAAAGCAUUCUGUGAACAGACCUACGGGAAGCUCCGAGUUGCUGUGUAUACCUAAAGUGAUAGCACUUUGACUGAACUGCUGUUGAAACUUCGGCCUUUGAUUCUGUGUUGUACAGUGAACAGAAUGGAGUGAAUACAUUUUCAUCCACUCUACGUGACAAUGAAGGAUAUUGCAGACAUUGAGAACUACAUCAGGCACAAACAUUGAUAUGAAGGAUUGAAACUAGGCAAAUUUCUUACGGUCAAAAUCUAGCCAAAAUAUUUUGUUUUGGAUUGUAAAUGUCAUUCAUAUGCUGAUCUCAUCUUUUCUUGAGAAACCUUUUACAGUGUUUUUGUAUUCAUAACCCUUAAACUGAAUACUUGGAAUGCGACCGUGCAAGAAAAGUCUUUUAUUCAGUAUUUUCUCACACUUUCAGUUGAUGUGCAUUCACAAUACAGGCAUCAUUCCAGAUCCUUUGUUGCUUUGCACUUGUACUGUGACACCUGUGUACCGUUUUUAACUUUGUUCACAACCAGUAACAAUGUUCUUGAUUAGUGUGCAACUAACUUGGACCAGUCACAAGCAGUAUUACUGGGUUUCUGUUUUUCACAUGUCAAGUACUAGUAAAUCAUGCCAGGGGUCUACAUUUUACUUUGCGUCAGCCAGUGCGAAGUAUUUAAAUGUCUUUUUCGAAUCCUGCUGAAACAGAGUGAGUGUUCUAAGAAACAACUAAUUAAAGAGAAGCUCUUUUUUUUUUUUUUUUAACAUGGCUAUAGGGGAGUGUAAUUGUUUGACAGUCACUAACUGUCAGGUACAAUAAUUUGGGACAUUUAAAACUGCACUUUUAAACCCAAAUGGACUUGACUCGCCACUAGUGAUAGGAAACCAUGAGCUUGCUCACAGCAUCUUUCUCUAUCUCUCCAGAAGGGAGCUGCAUACUGUAUGUGUUUGUAAAUGAUGUAAAAAGGCUUGUUACCUUUUUGUACCUUUUAGAGAGAUUUGUUUUUAUCAUUUUGAAAGAUUUUUUUUAAAGCAUAUAAUAUAUAGAUUGGAUUUGUCAAGCUGGUUCUUAGAAAUUUCUUGAAAGAAAAUUCAUUUGAAUUAAAUGAGAAUACCAAAGUUUCAUGGACAUGUUAUUGACUA
Molecule: messenger RNA, 4575 nt
Organism: Myxocyprinus asiaticus (Chinese sucker)
Lineage: Eukaryota; Metazoa; Chordata; Actinopteri; Cypriniformes; Catostomidae
Product: FERM domain-containing protein 4B-like
Exons: 24
Coding region: 214-3102 (962 amino acids)
Biological process (GO): establishment of epithelial cell polarity
Cellular component (GO): cytoskeleton; adherens junction; bicellular tight junction
Molecular function (GO): cytoskeletal protein binding
Source: RefSeq, a predicted model, not a curated record